Molecule: messenger RNA, 1352 nt
Organism: Neomonachus schauinslandi (Hawaiian monk seal)
Lineage: Eukaryota; Metazoa; Chordata; Mammalia; Carnivora; Phocidae
Gene: MBLAC2
Product: metallo-beta-lactamase domain containing 2
Exons: 2
Coding region: 14-853 (279 amino acids)
Source: RefSeq, a predicted model, not a curated record
ACCUCUGCCCAGCAUGUCCGCGCUCGAGUGGUACGCCCACAAGUCCCUGGGCGACGGCAUCUUCUGGAUUCAGGAACGCUUCUAUGAGUCGGGCAACCGCGCCAACAUAUGGCUGGUGCGCGGUUCCGAGCAAGAUGUGGUGAUAGAUACCGGCCUGGGGCUGCGCAGCCUCCCAGAGUACCUGUACUCCUCCGGUCUCUUGCAGGAUCACGGGGCCAAAGAGGACGCGGCGUGCCGGCCACUGCUGGCCGUGGCCACCCACGUGCACUUCGACCACUCCGGAGGCCUCUACCAGUUCGACCGGGUGGCCGUGCAUCAUGCCGAGGCCGAGGCACUGGCUCGCGGGGACAACUUUGAGACCGUGACCUGGCUGUCUGACAGCGAGGUGGUGCGGGCGCCCAGCCCCGGCUGGAGGGCCAGGCAGUUCCGAGUGCAGGCGGUACAGCCCACCCUCAUCCUGCAGGAUGGGGAUGUGAUCAACCUUGGUGACAGACAGCUCACUGUUAUGCACAUGCCUGGUCACUCCAGGGGCAGUAUUUGCUUACAUGACAAAGACCGGAAGAUUCUCUUCAGUGGAGAUGUCGUGUAUGAUGGAUCACUGAUUGACUGGCUCCCAUACAGCAGGAUAAGUGACUAUGUUGGAACCUGUGAACGUCUGAUAGAAUUAGUGGACAGAGGUCUGGUAGAGAAGGUGCUUCCUGGGCACUUCAAUACCUUUGGUGCUGAAAGGCUUUUUCGAUUGGCUUCUAACUAUAUUUCAAAAGCUGGGAUAUGUCACAAAGUUUCCACUUUUGCCAUGCGAUCUCUUGCAAGUUUAGCCUUACGUGUAACAAAUUCUAGGACCUCACCCUAGUAUCUAUACUGAUAACCUAUUGUGAUUAGUUCUAUAAAUUAAUCCAAUUCAUUUUGUGUUGUUUAAAGUGAUUAAUAGUGAGCAUUUCAAGGAGUGCUUUAUUAGAGAAAAAAAGAUUGAGAGUAAGCCAAAAAAGGAGGUUCUUUGUUUAAAUUUCUUUCUUCCAAAUAAGAAAUCAAUAAAAUAAGCUUAUAAUUUGCCAAGCUGUCAUCUUAUAAUAUUUGUCACCUUGUAACAUCCAGAAAUGACAUAGAACUAUACGCGAAAGCAAGGAGGCAUUUUGCAGUAACAGAAAGAACUGUCCCUGCCUCCCAUUUGUCUUAUUUUAUUUCCUAGAUGACCUAGAAAAAGAGGCAUAAAGUUUUAUGUUUAUACUCCAAAUUGAUAUUUUUAGUAUUUUAUUUAAAGGUAAAGGUUCUUGAGUUUAAAAUACAUUAGCAGUCAAUACAAACAUAUAAAUUAACAUUUAAAAUGACAGCUAAAACAGUCCAUUGUUAUG